Durusdinium trenchii is the source of this 3122-nucleotide messenger RNA. Lineage: Eukaryota; Dinophyceae; Suessiales; Symbiodiniaceae. The record is from the annotation of a GenBank genome assembly.
AGACGGAUCACUCAAGGAUAGGAUUUGUGGCCGCCAUGGAAUCGGAGAAUGACCCCUCCAAAUUUAUGCCCAAUAGUACUUCGAGUAGCGAGCCACAGGCGCUCACGCUGCAUUGGACACUUGGCAUCAACAAGGAUGUGGUUGCAGGUGUGCACAACCUUUCGGACGCCGAGACAUCCGAUAUGUUCUAUGCAGCUGCUCACACGGGUGUGAUUUUCGACUACAACACCGGGGUACAACGGCUCUUGCAGGGGCAUGUAAAUCCAAUCUCAGCGACAGGGGUCUCGAAAGACAAAAAGUGGAUUGUGACUGCCGACACUGGCCCAGAUAGUAUGAUGGUGGUGUGGGAACGCGAGUCCGGCACUCCUGUGAAGACCUUCUUCAAUCCUCAUCCCUAUGGUGUCCAUGCGCUUGACAUUGCACCAAAGUUGCAAUAUUUGGUGACUUUGGCCGCGCCAACCCCUACUUCGGAUCCUCUUGCAUCUGCAUCCCAAGUUGAGCAGAGCCGUGCUGAGAAGGGCCAGAAAGAGGGAGAGCAGGACUACCAAACGAUCUCAGUUUGGGAUUGGCCAUCAGACAAUGAUGGGCCAAUUUGCACGGCAGCAGUAGGCACACAGGAUGUCCAGACCUGCGUCCUCUUCAACGCCUGGGAUACGCAUGAGAUAGCAACCAAUGGCAAACGCCGAGUAUUCUUUUGGACUUGGGACGUGGAGCAGCCCUUCCAGUUCUACUCCCCAGCCUUGGCUCCGCGGGACUUCAAGCAGCGCAUUGGAGAUUACACCCAGACCAUUUUCCUGCCCGACUCCACACAGGCGGCCACUGGUACCAUCGAUGGGGAUGUGGUGAUUUGGGACCUGUCCCUCAUUGUGGAUGGCCUUAGCAGACCUGAUGAGCGAAGGGCAGUGAAGAUCAUCAAGCUUUGUCCAGACAUCUCCUUGAAUGUCCUCCAGGUUCAUGAGAAAGCUCGUGUAGUCAUUGGCACUGGCGAUGGGGCUGUGCGUUUCUACGACUAUCAGUUCCGGGUGCAAGCAUGGUUCGAAGACCUCCUAGCUGGUGCCGUGAAGUCUAUCUCAUUUGAAAGGGCCAAUGAGGAUGAAGAGUUUGAGCAGGGUAUUAGCACAGGGGUUGGUGUUGAAGAUGAUUUCAAAUGCCCAAACUUCCUUGUUAGCACAGCCUCUGCUCUUGUGGUGAUGGUCGAGUCCAAGCUUUUCUAUGAGCUCUCCCCAGAGAACCGUCGGGGCAGGCUUGUGUUGCAAGGUCUGGACUCACCUGUGCACGGCCUGUGCUGCCAUCCGCAGCUUCCUUUGGUGGCAGUUUGUGGCUACUCAGGAUUUCUUCACAUGUGGAACUACAACACGAGAUCUUUGCAUUUGGUGAAGAUUUUCGAGAAGCUUGUGCCCCACAUCCUUCAGUUCUCUCCUGAUGGCAAGCUGCUAGCAGUUGGCUUCACAAAUGGCCACUGCAAGCUGUUGAAGUCCACAGAUCUCUCUGAAGUCGUUUCCUUUAGAGACUCCAGAGAUUGUGUGACCCAUAUUGCCUUCAGCUCAGACUCCAACCACCUUGCACUGGCUCAUGCCGACAGAUCCUUGUGCUUGUACCGGUAUGCGCACCGGCCGAAUGACAAGAACUUCCCCAUGGAGUGGAUGUAUUCUGCAAAGCACAAGUCCCAUUGGCGGCCCAUUGUGGGGCUUUGCUUCGCCGUUCCAGAGCCAGGAAAACAGCAGAGACUAUUUUCAGUCGGUGAAGACCGACGACUUGUAGAGUACAGUGUCAAGAGUUCAGAGUUUGGUGGCUUGCAGGUUGUUCAACCAGAUACAGUCGUGGAGCAGGAGGCUCGUCCCACCGGCUGCAUGUGGUACCCUUACUGUGGUGGCAAAGGAGACAACCAGAAAGUUCUGACCAUGAACGAUGAGUACAAAUUCAAAAUUUGGAACACAGUGAAUCGAUCUUGCCGGAAAACAGCACUUGCGCCAACCUAUGGAGGGCCCAUCACAAGGAUGACCCCUGUGUACGCAGAAGCUGAUGGUGAGGAGCAGUUCAUGCUAUAUGCCACACAUGAGAAGGUUCUGGGCUUGGUACAACUUCCUCUUGAUGGAAAUCCAAACAAGUGCAUGGGCUUGAUUGCCCACCCCGGACAGAUCGCAGCCAUCUCCGUGGACUACCAGGGUCAAUAUGCCUUCACUUGCGGAGGGAGUGAUUUGACGGUGAACCAAUGGAAGAUUGAUCCCCAGCCGGUUGCAAAUGCCAGUGUAAUGGGCGGAGCGGGCAUCGAGCCCUUUGUGAAGCUUCUUGAUGGUGGAGAGGAUGGGGCUUUCUUCUGUGACAUGAAGGACUACUUCUACUACUCACAAAUUAGGUCCCAAGAUGAAAACACCACCAAGGCUCGAGUCUUGGAUGGCAUGAUUCCUGUGGAAGAAAUCCCUCACCUCAUGUGUGCAUUGGGAUACUUUCCGACACAAUUGGAGAUCACCAACAUGACCAAUGAGGUGAAGUACUCCAAGUUUGCCGAGACCAGUGAGUAUGUCGACAGGAUUGGCUUUGACGACCUGGUGAAGCUCUAUGUGAACCAUAGGCCAGUCUUUGCUGUUGGUCCUGAGCAAAUCAAGCAGGCUUUUGAUGCCCUCAAGAGACAUGAGCCUGGACCACUUUCACGGGAAGCCUUCCUGAAUUUGCUGACUAGUCAUGGUGAGAAGACCAGUCUCGAGGAGCUUGAGCAAUGUUUCGAGGCUUUGGUCGGAGACUCUUCCAUCAACAGAGUCUUAGAUGAAGAGGUGGAUGCCUUGGACUUUGCACAUAAUGUCCUGGGCUUGGCAGAGGCUGAGCUCGAUGAAUCGCAAGAAGCGACCGUUCAUGCGGAAGGCUCGGAAUGGGCCGGCAACACCACCAUGGCCUUCUCCACAGUCGCUGCUCAGUGAUUAGAGGAGCACGAAUCUUUUCAGAUCCGGGACUGAACCGUGGGAAAUGCGAAAUUUAGAAACAGUAUCACAGCUCUUCCAAAAAGACGGAAGAUGCAGAUUCGGGCAAAUGCUCAUGCAUGCCAGUUUUCUGUAUCACCCCAAUGCAUUCCUUGUCCCGACAAGUCUCACCAGUGAUCAUUCCUCAAUGCUCUAGAGAAAAGACAA